Messenger RNA from Magallana angulata, 4849 nucleotides. Its product is annotated as protein inturned-like. The record is from RefSeq and is a predicted model, not a curated record. Gene Ontology annotation, cellular component: cilium; cytoplasm. The transcript has 19 exons. The coding region runs from base 151 to 3210 and encodes 1019 amino acids. Gene Ontology annotation, biological process: establishment of planar polarity; cilium assembly; nervous system development. Gene Ontology annotation, molecular function: protein binding. NCBI's taxonomy places the organism in Eukaryota, Metazoa, Mollusca, Bivalvia, Ostreida, Ostreidae.
UCACGUAACCCACAUAUUUUUUAAGAUGCCCGGAUGUAAACAAAAUGGAGGACUUGUACAGACAAUAACAGAAGAUUGUCUAUUAAACAUGUGAAUAUUCUUGAUUUUCGUGGUUUGAUAUGGCAUUUAAUUCUAAUUUCAAACCAUUUUAUGACCCUGGAAAUGAAAAAAUACACAGAAAAAACGUUGGAACCAACAACUUCACUAAGUCAAGCGAAGAAUCAAGUGCGAUUCAACAACAGAGGGCACCUGCUCGAAUAUCGAAAGAAAUGCCUUGAGAGAGUUCAACCAGUGGGUUCAGGACGUGUUUUUGCACUGAGUGCUUUUAGAGACAACAAAUGUCCAGACAAUUGGGAGCCAUAUGUCCACAAACAAGGAGAUCUGUUUUAUGUGGAUGUGAAAGAAGACAGCAAGAGUCAAAGCAAGAACCAGCAGAGAGUGAAUGUACCAGGAAGGUCUUCCGGUCAUCACAGAGAUCGUUCACAGCCAGUGAACGCAGAGGAAACAAACAAUGGCAACCAUAUACAUCUGGAAAAUAAUAACCAGCCUUUAGUUUCAAAGAACUCCACAUAUGACCCUAAUUCAAGUAAAUUUGAAGUUCAGGUGACAGGCACUGGUUACAAGCAUUUCAAACCUAAGAUUUUGUUUAGUGAUCAGACCAUAUUGAAAGAAAAUGAUUUCAAUUCAGAAAAUCUUACUGAAAGUGACUCGCAUAAAAAGUUGAGUAACGGCCAGGUUUUGAGUUCUUCCUGUCCACAAAGUGAGGAUAAGAUUAAACAUGUUUAUUUGAUGCCAAACCUAAGGAACUGCUCUUCCAGUGAUAAGUCGGGGAUAAUUCUGUGUGAGAAGCUGUUUGGUAUUGUCUUGUGUCAGUAUAACCAUAGAACUUCCCAGCCCAUGCUUAAUGGGAAUACAUUAGAAAAACUCGCCAGAGAAAGGAAGAUCAUUGUUCAAGAUGUUUUACAGGCCAGUCCUGCCAAGCAAUCUGCUCAGAUUUUUAGAGGAGACAUGUUGGUUUGUCUGAAUGACAUUGAAAUAACAUGGGUGAACCUGGAUGAAAUAUUUAGAUCUAUCUCCAGCAGAGCAGUGAAACUAACUUUCCAACUUCCUGUGGUGAUAGGACCAGAUAAGAACCCACCCUCUUCCAGAAUUCCCCCACCUCUACCUCCAAAGACCUACCCCCACAAAGUCAGCACCUGUACCGUAGUCCCCACUUCUCCUCAUCAACCCAAAAAGAAACGCCAUCCUCAGCUCGGGGAGAACAUUCUCCAGUUAGUGUCCGGUGAAGACAAAUCCAGACUGUACUCUUUCUUGAAGAACGUUCUCUGUGCGGUUUUGUACUUGACUUUAGACUCGUGUGAAUCUGAUGAGUCAUCAGACGGCAAUAAUAAGGAGGACAUUGUGUAUCAGUUUCCGUGUGACCUUGAAAACAAACUGGUGGAUGUCAGGGGUCUUUUUCUGACUCUGUGUGGAAUUGUCCCUGAUGUCACUGGAAACAAUGUUAAAUGCUGUACUGUCAGUCAUAAAGGAGAACUAAUCCAUGUAGUGUUCAUUAGAGAAGGCCAGGACUUAUUUUUAAUAGGCUUCCCCCACUCCAGGGUUCCAUUAGCAUUUAGUGAGGUUGUCAUGACAGAAUUGCACAGACUAUUAAAAGUAUUGUUUGGAUCAGUAGUCAGUGCAUUCCGAUCACCAAAAUUCCGAGUCCAGCUAGAUCAGCUGUUCUCUCUGACUCUUCAUACAGUUCUUCAAAAUCCAGACAUCAUACUACACGGACCAAACUCCAAUGUUUCAGGCCAGGUAUUCUAUGAGUCAAUAUCUGGAGCCCAGAGUCUUAGUCUUUCUCAGGAAAAUAUGCUUCUUUGUGAUGAAAUACUGAGUGAAUUUGAAGCUGCUGAUUUUGAUGAGUUUAUGGAAGAAGAUGAGCUUUUUGAUAGAAGGGCUUUCAAUGUACUUGGAACAUGUCUGUAUUAUAAGGAAUACCUCCUGUGUAACCAUCUCCCAGCCUCUGACUUCCAAGACAUCCACUUGUUCAUUAAAUACCACAGCCUGCUUCAGCUGAUGGCAAAGAAAAGUGUGGAGGACCUAGUGAUUUGGAGGGAAAUGUUUCCCACUCGUAGAUUUCACAGUAGGGAGGCCUCACCCCCAGGGUAUACGGAACCUACCGGGCACUGGUUCCUUCUCUUAGUGGGAAUGAAACAUUUCCUACUGGCAACUUUAUUGGAGAUGGGAGGAUGUACAAAGUCACGGAAUAUUCCCCUCUCUCCAGAUCCUUUCUAUGUUAGUCAGGCUAAAGCCACGCUUCUACAGUUUGAAACUGAUGAUGUGGCAAUUGCCCAGUCCUGUGAGAAAAGAUUGUCAGCAGACCCUUGUGGUCCAACAUUAGUCAGUGCCGAUUCAAUGCUGCAAGGUGUAAAAUCAAAGAAGGAAGAGAAUUCGUUCAUCAGUCCGACCAAAGUACAAGACUCCCCAAAGAAUCCUGCCACGCCCAUUCUGUCACCCACAUACUCUAUCCUAUUUAAGUGGCCACUCUCUCCAAAUAACGAAAGUCUAUCUGGAAUUCCAGAAGACUCACCAGAUCAUUACAAGGGUGGGUCUACAAAUGAUGUAUCCACUCCAACCAUGAAACGACAUGGAAGUCGGUUGUCUUAUGGUUCCAAUGACUCUGCAGGGAGUGGAAGCAGCUCUGGUCCCCAAAAUAAGGGAAAGUUGGGCAGCAAGUCUGGGUCAGUGUUUGAUGUCAACAGUAUUAACAGUGCAAUCAAUUUAGAACCUCAGAAAGUGAUCAGAGUCACCAGAGGGAGUCAGAACACCCUGUUUCACCUGAUCCAGUUUGAUGGUCUGGAGGGAAUUGUCAUUUCCCCCUCCCCCCAGGCCCUGGCGGCCUCCCAAGGGCAUCUACAGAGCCAAGUCCUCACCAACUUCUACAAGAGCUGCCUACAAAUACGCAAUUCAUUCCACAGAACCUCAACACAUCCUAUUAAACUGAAUCACAAAAACAUGAAGAGGAGGGUACAUGCAGUGGACCAUCAGGAACAUGCUGUGUUGUUUAGACACACACAGCCGCAGGAGAACAAGAGACCUCCAGUGGUUCUGUUAUACUGGGUUGUGGGUCGACAGUUGAGACAUGAGAAGGAGAUGUUUGUGUGCUUCCACGAGUCUAUCCCACAGUCAGCCAUAGAGAUGGCCUUCAGAGUCGGCUUUGGUACUUGACAAUAGAGGAAAAUAGCGAGCGUGCCAUAUCAUUUUUAAUCAAGAUGUUUUUAUGCAGGAAGUAUCUUGUUCUUUACAGUAUAUUACAAAUUCUCUCUUGCCAUGGUGAAAGUGACAGAAUAUAUCCAUUUAAAGAGGCGAGACAAAAAUAUGACACAAGGUUCAAAAUUAUACUUGUAGCAUUUACUACACAAAACAAUGAUGUACAAUAUUUGUAGAUGAAAUUUAAGGACUGAGGGUGGAAGAUUGUGAGAUCAUUUCUUAUUUAUCUGUAACCAUGAAAAGUCUGCCAUUGAAUCAUUAUCAGAUUUAAUUCUGGGGACACAAUCUCAUUUUUAUUGUGAUAUAUUUAAUAUAUAUAAUGACUGUGGUAACCAUGUUUGAUAUUCAUUUUACCUUCUUUAUUCGUAUUCUGAGGUCAUACAAAACCGACGGUGCUACUUUUUGUAUUUUUCAUUAUGUGUUUUUUAAGUUUUAUCAAAAUUUCUUCUGAACCUGAGUUAAUUAAAAUCUUUUUUUUUGUAAAGUAGGUCUGAUGAAGAAAAAUGUGGAAUUUAUACUUUUUAUUUUCGACAUUAAUCUAAAUUAGUAAUAUACAUCGGUACUCUUAUUUAGUGUCAUUCUCUCCUUAAAAACUUCAAUUACAUGUACUAACUACACAUGUAUUAGGAUAUCCCUAUUCUGAAUUUUUUGAGGAUGUAUUUCUUGAAAUCUUGUCUUUCAUUCAUACUGUACUUUGAGUGGAAAUCCAUUAUAUAGUGACCCAAAUAUAAAAGGGCAAGGAAAGCUCAAGGGUUUUAUACAGGGUCAUUUCUUCAAAUGGUACUUGUUUGCUUUUUUAUUGUUUGAUUUGUUUCAAGGGGGUCAGAAUAGAGGGGGGGGGGGUCUUCUUUGUACAAAUAAUUUUAAAUAACUUUCUCAAAUUUUAAUUUACAGUUUUUUGUGAUUAAUUUUUGUAACUUUUAUAAUAUAGUUUCUUAAAUACAUGUAUUAGUGGAUAUCACAUUUAAUAUUAAAUAUAUUUUUUUUAUGUAAUAAACUGUGUUGAUGUGAUAUCUUUUGAUAUAAAAACAGGUUUGAAAAAAAUGUAUACAUUUUAUAAAUACGAAAGAGACCUGAUAAAAAUGUGAAGAAAAGAAAAUUUUACUUGACUUGGGAUGAAUAUCUAGUUUUGCAUUUUCCUCAAUCUGUUCAAGAUUUGAGGAUAAAAAAUAAGAUAAAAAAACCCCAAUGAUUACUCUGGAAAUAGUUUGAAAAAGCAUUUACAUUUUCUAGAUUCUGAUCUUACAGAAACAUGGAUAUAAAGAUGAUGUUACAACUUUUCAUGUGUGUGCAUAUAAUGUCACAGCGUUGUAUGUGGUCAGCUUAACUUAUCCUGAAAAAUGUGUGUGUACAUAUAUGUCACAGUGUUCUGUAUGUCAGACCCUAUUUAUCCAUGUUAUUUGUAACUUCGUGUAAUUCUAUGUACACCACAGUACCAGCAAUGAAGUAUUAUCAGUAUCGUUCACUGUUUGUACUCUGCAAUCUCUUUAUUUAUUAAUGUUUGAUGAUAAGUUAUGUGUAUAUUUUUUAUGACUAUAAUUUUGUUUUGCUUUAAAAAGUAUUGGAUAAUAACAAUGAAUAAACAUUAAGUGAGUUU